AUGACAUUCAAUACACGUCAGGCGCUAUGUUCGCCUGUCACUUGCAACGCUUGUCAGUAUUAUUCAUCUUCAACUUCACCGACUGCUUUGCACAAUCGAAAUUAUGCCAUAACCUUGGAUAGCGUAAAUUAUACCAUCCACCAGCAAGGUUGGUUGAACGUCGAACAAUUCUACUGUGGCAGCAAUAGUAUUGGCUUGAGCACCUUCACUUUACACUUACGUGUGCAAAAAAAUAUUACUGAAUUUCAAAUACGUGAUAAUUUUUUUAUUUUACGCAAAGGAAACACAAUACAGAAUACAGAAGUAAUUAACGCCUGUGACAUGUUAAAUGGGAAUUAUGGCAAUGCCAUGAUAAAGCUUAGCAUACUGGAGCUGCAUCAAGUGACGCGACCAGUGUUUUUGUGUCCACUGAUUGAGAACACACUUUAUAUCAUCACCAACUAUACCUUGCGUCCCAGUGUAUACCCACCAUAUUUACCUCUAAUGAGUUACGUUGAAAUAGUUGAAUUCUCUAUGGGUGGUGUACAUUAUUUGGAUUUAAUCUUUAAAGGUAGAGUUAAGAAAGCAUAG
This is a messenger RNA of Rhagoletis zephyria (snowberry fruit fly), 570 nucleotides long. RefSeq lists its product as uncharacterized. The record is from RefSeq and is a predicted model, not a curated record. NCBI's taxonomy places the organism in Eukaryota, Metazoa, Arthropoda, Insecta, Diptera, Tephritidae.